Messenger RNA from Sycon ciliatum, 1490 nucleotides. RefSeq names its product membrane-associated progesterone receptor component 1-like. The transcript is spliced from 2 exons. Gene Ontology annotation, cellular component: endomembrane system; membrane; endoplasmic reticulum. The coding region runs from base 169 to 789 and encodes 206 amino acids. The record is from RefSeq and is a predicted model, not a curated record. Lineage: Eukaryota; Metazoa; Porifera; Calcarea; Leucosolenida; Sycettidae.
UGCCAAGUAGAUCUACCAUGCCUGUUCCAACAAUGCCAUCCAGCCUUGCAAGGUCUCUCAACUAAUUACUUUUUUGGGGCUGAAGGUGCUUUCUGUCUGCAGUUCCGCUGCUCUUCUGCUUCAUUCAAUUUGUUGACCAAAGGCAAAGACAGCGGCACCGGCCGCAAUAUGGCAGUGGACAUCAUAGAAGAACUGUCGACCUUACUCGAACCAUUCAACCUGUUUUUGAUUGCAGUUUGUGGAUUUCUUCUCUACAAAAUCAUAUUUGCCCCAGCUGACCCAGGAAAAGAUGUAAAGAAAGAACCUGCUGUGGAGCAAGUAGUGGGUGAUUUGACCGUGGAACAGCUUUUGGCCUAUGAUGGCAAGGAUCCGACGAAGCCCGUUCUGCUGGCUGUUUGUGGGAAGAUUUUCGACGUGACUGCAGGGAAGCAUUUCUAUGGACCUGGUGGUCCGUAUGAAGUAUUAGCUGGGCAUGAUGCGACACGAGCUUUGGCUCUGAUGAGCAACGAACACAGUGCUGUGAAGGAUGUCGAUGAUGACCUGUCCGAUCUCACCAGAGGACAGCUGAGCACAGCUCGGGAAUGGGAGCAGUCCUUUCAAUUCAAGUACCGGUAUGUUGGUGCGCUGGUCAAGGAGUUGGACUCCGGUGAAGGCAAAGACGAUGAACAGGCUAAAACAGAUGAUGAACCGCCAUCACCUUCAGCCACUCCAGAGCCAACAGGUAAUGAAGAAGCGAGCACUGAUGGUGCAGACGUGUCGGAGGACACCAAUAUACCUAGUGAUCACUAACAAUGCUCUCUUACGAUUGCAUCAGGACAUUUUCGCCAUACAGUGGUGGCAAGGGAGAUCCGAGUCCUCAUGCAACAAUUAUAAUCUUGGCAAAACCACAUUCACUGCACAACCCAGCGUUCCUCAUGCCAGGGCCGGCAACGCAGUGCUGAAGCUGUUUUAUUCAUGAAAUAAGAUUUCACUUCAAUGCUACCACUGCACUACAGUUAAUACCAGUGUCACAAUGAUAGCUACCGAUUGGGUGCUUCAGACACUGAUAUGUGUCAUACGCUGGACCAUUCCAGGAACUAGUGAAAUGAAGCCAGCAUUUCUUUGUCAAGUUUUACCCGGUACAUACCUUAGCUUUUCUGUUUUGGUCUUAUAAUCUCUGAUAGUGCCUGUAUUGACGGUUUUUUUGCCAUUUGAAUUUCAUAGCCGCAGCUGAAUUUUAGUUUCAAUGUUAUGUACUAUGUAAUCAAAGAGUACAUUUUUAGUUUUUUUUUGCCACUACUGCUGGAUUGGAGUGGCCACUAUUCUACUUGAGCAUUCACAUAACUCCGUCAGGCGCUGGUGAACCAUGGAGUCGUUCCACAUUCUUGUAGCUUUUAGAUUUUUUCUUUAUUGUCACUCCCAGCCAACCUUGACAUGCGUUUCAUGCCAAUCUGCAAGAACUGAGUUUGAACUACGCACGCCGAUACCAAAGUACCGCUUUGAAAGUUUAA